Synchiropus splendidus (mandarinfish) is the source of this 1800-nucleotide messenger RNA. It is a transcript of the gene spi1b, whose product is annotated as Spi-1 proto-oncogene b. Gene Ontology annotation, molecular function: DNA-binding transcription factor activity, RNA polymerase II-specific; sequence-specific DNA binding. The coding region runs from base 418 to 1200 and encodes 260 amino acids. Gene Ontology annotation, biological process: regulation of transcription by RNA polymerase II; cell differentiation. NCBI's taxonomy places the organism in Eukaryota, Metazoa, Chordata, Actinopteri, Syngnathiformes, Callionymidae. The record is from RefSeq and is a predicted model, not a curated record. Gene Ontology annotation, cellular component: nucleus. The transcript is spliced from 5 exons.
UAAAUUACCCACUUUAACCCGCUUGGUACUUAUUCAGAUUCCUUGAGAUAAGCGUCCACUCAUGAUUGGCUGCAAUGGGAGGUGACAAUAUAAAGGCCCUGAUCAAUGUGACGUUUCACAUCAAUGGCCAGGGACCUUUAGCGGACACACUCUGCUGCUUCCACCCACAAAGAAAGUAUUAACAGAAGUUCUUUUACAUUGCUGGCCUGAGCGCGGCCCGUCUUUGUUUGCUGUCAGUCCUGCUGCAUUAAAAGGCCUCCGUCUUAAGUGAGAAUACUUUUUUUUUUGUUUUGUUUUUUGGUUGAGCGAGAGGAAAUUUGGAAACAUUGUGCAAUGGUGCUGCAAAGGUUUUGAAAGUUCGAGAGCGCACAUCACCUGCUAAGCCUCUGGAGCCGGUCUGUUGGGGAAGAUUCCUCCAUGUUUUAUCCCUACAGAAUGGAGAGUUAUCUCAUACCACCUCACUCAGAAGAAAUCUACGACCCAGAGAUCUACAGACAUGAAUAUUAUAAUCAAUACAUGAUAGAAACAGAUAUUCCUCCAGAUGCUUGGGACUAUCACACUCAUCCUCAUGUCCACCCUGUGGAGUUUGAAAACCUCCAGGAGGCCAAUUUCACCGAGCUCCAGAGUGUCCAGUCUCUCCACCCGCCUGCGCUGAUACGAAACGAGGCCAUACGAUACGACACAGAGAAUCUUCUGGAUCCAAAUCUGGGUGCACAUGCUCACAUUAUACAGCAGCCGCCUCAUGUGUUCCUGCCUCGCACCGUGUACCAAGCUCACAUGUCACAGCGGAGCUCUGACGAUGAGGAGCACGGCGCACGAAGCCCAUUGUUUGAGGUUUCUGACGAAGAGUGCUUGAGAGAGAGAUCCCACUACGUCGCAGGAGACCUGGGCAACAAGAAGAAGAUCCGUCUGUACCAGUUUCUCCUGGACCUUUUGAGGAACGGCGAGAUGAAGGAAAGUAUCUGGUGGGUGGACAGAGACAAAGGGACGUUUCAGUUUUCUUCGAAACACAAGGAAGCUCUUGCCCACCGCUGGGGAAUCCAGAAGGGCAACCGCAAAAAAAUGACCUACCAAAAGAUGGCUCGAGCGCUGCGCAACUACGGCAAAACUGGGGAGGUGAAGAAGAUCAAGAAGAAGCUCACAUACCAGUUCAGCGAUGAGGUGCUGGGGAAGACCCACGCGGAGAGGAAGCCAUAUUAGACGUUUAAAAAAAAUAUUUUUCCACUUGAAAAACAGUUUCCCAUCGAGCAGUGGAGAAGCGGCGAGACUAGCUGUACAUAAAGGUUCGCUUCUGCAGGCUAGUGCAAAGACUAUGUGCACUUUCAAGUGGCAUUUUUUAUGAGUUGAUUCUCAUUUGAAGCGCUGACGUUGUGAAUUGCAGGUCUGGUGAGUUUCACGUUGUCGGUUUCUCUGUGAAAAUAAAGCUAUGCUUCUGUUGAUCAACUGUAAUGAGACUGAUUUAAUGGUCAAAGUUGUCCCUUCUUUUAAUGUAUCAUUAUCAUUGUGGGAACUGUUAUUGUAUUUCUUCUUGUUUACUAGCUUCCUGAUGUCCUGUAUGUACUUUCUCAAUGUUCGCCUCAGGAGACAGUCUGACAUCAAUUCAAUCUCUGCCUACAUAUCCAGACUGCGUGUACCAAGGAAGCCUUCAUUCAUUUAACUUAUUUCAUGUUGACCGCUUCACGGAUAUGUAUGUAUGAAGGCAAACUGCCCUCCACAUUCAGAGACUUAAUAAAUAAAUAAGAUGGAAAGCUGUCAGGAGAUAAUGUAAUGGUACAUUUGGUUCUGUAAAAGCUCAAUAAA